AUGGCUCGGACAGCAUCAAAGAAGGCUAACAAGCCUCUACAAGAUCCGCGACUACCACCACCGCCUUUCAUGAAGGUGCCAACAGCUCUGGAACCCUUUGUCGAAAGCCUGAACAAAGCUCAUGUCUACAUCGUCCAUGUCGACCGAUUCCCUGCAGCAUUCAAGAAGCGCAUUUUCACCGUACCCGUCCUGCUGAAUAUUGUCAUCGCCGCACUUUUGAUAUGGCGCAUCUACGCCAUUCUUCCGACCUACCUGGCAAUCUUCACCUCAGUCAUUGGCCUCGACUCACCCGCUACAAUUGACACAACCACCAAGACCAAAUCUCAUCUGGCAUGGGUCUUGACAAAGCGCGUGGCAAUGUUCAUGUUUGACUUUGUCCUUUGCCGCUUCAUCGUCCCAUGGCCUGUCACCUUCUUCCUUGAGGCACCCGCCAACCCGUGCUACUGGCGCAUCAAGGUCGGCUUCCGCGACCAAGAAGUCGCUGUGCGCAUCAGUCGUGACUGGGGUGCCGAGGAGCUUCUGGCAGGUGUCAAGACCGGUGGUGAGAGCCCUUUCUUCACGACUCGCAUUCUACCGGCCAUUGAACGCAACUACAUGCGCCAAAAGACGGCCUACCUCAUGAUGGGCAAGGACUGGGAUUUGGACUUUGGCGCCAUGGUAUAUGCUCACCGCCUCAUUGACGAUAAGAAGAACAAUCUCGAAGACUUUGAAAAGAGUGUACUUGCGUACAGUGAACACCAUGGAUGGCUUUACUGGCCGGUACACAAGAUGGACGAGGAAAGCGAGGAAGAAGAGAACAGGAAGAAGAUUGUUGCGCUCAAGGAUAGUCUGACUGUCAUGGGCAAGGAGAGUCUAUUUUUCCGCUGGAUUGAAAUUGUGCAGUACGAGAGCAGUCGUCCUGGCGGUUUUACCCAAGAGCGUCAAGUUGAGACAUUCAAGAAGGUGCAGCAGGAAUUUGAAAAGCACGGCGUCGACUUUAGAGAGCUACUCGAAAAGGUUGGUGGCUUCGACGGUAUGCCUGGUCUCCCUGGUUCACAGGUCCCAUCAUGA
This is a messenger RNA of Aureobasidium melanogenum CBS 110374, 1050 nucleotides long. RefSeq lists its product as uncharacterized. The coding region runs from base 1 to 1050 and encodes 349 amino acids. The record is from RefSeq and is a predicted model, not a curated record. The transcript has a single exon. NCBI's taxonomy places the organism in Eukaryota, Fungi, Ascomycota, Dothideomycetes, Dothideales, Saccotheciaceae.